Carassius carassius (crucian carp) is the source of this 1664-nucleotide messenger RNA. Its product is annotated as keratin, type I cytoskeletal 50 kDa-like. The transcript has 6 exons. Gene Ontology annotation, molecular function: structural molecule activity. The record is from RefSeq and is a predicted model, not a curated record. Bases 61 to 1317 code for a protein of 418 amino acids. NCBI's taxonomy places the organism in Eukaryota, Metazoa, Chordata, Actinopteri, Cypriniformes, Cyprinidae.
GUCUGUGCACCACAUUCCCUCUCCUUCCAGCAAAAAGAAUCUCUCCUCUGCAGCCCAGCAAUGGCGUCCUUCAGCAGCCGUAGUUUUAUGUCUUCUGGUGGGGGCUUAGGUGGAAGCAUUCGGGGUGCUUCUCUAGGAGGCAUGUCUCGGUCAUCCGGGAUGUUCAGUGGAGCCGGUGGCCGCAUAAGCGCCAUGCGCUCUGGCAGUGUGUAUGGGGGUGCAGGAGGCCAUGGUGUCCGUAUCUCCACUGCAGCUGGUGGUGGCGGUGGAGCAGGCUUUGGCUUUGGCGCUGGAAGUGGUGGUGGAGCAGGAUUUGGCUUUGGUGCUGGCUCUGGAGGAGGCUUCGGAGGAGGCGAUAUGGACCUCAACGUGACCGUCAAUGAAAAAGCAACCAUGCAGAACCUGAACGACCGCCUGGCAUCUUACCUGGAGAAGGUGCGCUCACUGGAGAAGGCCAACGCAGAUCUCGAGCUUAAGAUCAGACAGUUUCUGGAGAACAAAACCUCACCUUCUGCGAGAGAUUACUCUGCCUACCAGGCCACAAUCAGCGACCUGCAGGAUAAGAUCCAAGAUGCCACUCGUGUUAAUGGAGGAGUCUACCUGGCCAUCGAUAAUGCAAAAUUGGCUGCUGAUGACUUCAAGACCAAGUAUGAGAAUGAGUUGGCCAUGCGUCAAUCUGUGGAAGCAGAUAUUGCUGGGCUGAAGAGACUCCUUGAUGAGUUGACAUUGGCAAGAUCUGACCUGGAGAUGCAGAUUGAAGGCUUAAAGGAGGAACUUAUCUUCCUCAAGAAGAACCAUGAGGAGGAACUGGCAGCCAUGCGCAGUCAGAUGACUGGUUCAGUGAAUGUAGAGGUGGACGCAGCUCCUCAGGAGGAUCUGAACCGUGUGAUGAGUGAGAUCCGUGAGCAGUACGAGGCAGUUGCUGCCAAAAACCGACGUGAACUAGAGACCUGGUUCCAAACUAAGUCAGAGACACUGACUAAGGAGGUUGCGGCCAGUACAGAGACCCUCCAAGUGUCCAAGACUGAAAUCACUGACCUUAGACACACCCUUCAAGGCCUGGAGAUCGAGUUACAAUCUGAACUCAGUAGAAAAGCAGGGCUUGAGGGAACUCUUGCGGACACAGAAGCACGAUACUCCAUGAAGCUGGGUCAACUACAGGCUCAGGUUACAAGUCUGGAGGAGCAGAUCGUUCAGCUCAGAGCCGACAUAGACAGACAAUCUCAUGAAUACAAAAUGCUGUUGGACAUCAAGACCCGGCUGGAGAUGGAGAUCGCAGAGUAUAGGAGACUGCUGGAUGGAGAAGCAAGCAGGUAGGAAGUGUUGGAAGAAGCAUAGUGAUACUGUAGAACGAGUGUGUGUGUGUGUGUGUGUGUGUGUGUGUGUGUUUCUGAUUGGGUUUUGCCAUUUCUGAAGAACAUAUAUAAACAUUUUCUCUUUUUUGUCAGCAUUACCACUACUAGUGGAGGAGGAGGAGGAGUGAGCUCUACCACUACCGUCAAGGUGAAGACCAUUGUGAAAGAAACUGUUGGUGGGGAAGUGGUGUCAACUACUUCAAAAUAAACACCAACCUUCAUAAUACACUGCCCGUUUACACCUGUCACACCAGUCUUCAGGCCUUGUGGUCCACUGUUGUUGAAAAUAAAAUCAGUGAUGCCGCAAAA